AUGAUCCUCGUUCAAUGUAAAAGGCAAAAUGGAGUUGUACAAGAGUUUCUUGCCUAUUUCAACUCCCGACAGCCACACGCGCUUCGCAGUGGUAGGCUACCCCAGCGCGGUCGCGGGCCGGCCGGGAGCCCCCGCCCAGCCCGGCGCAGCCCUGAGAGGAAGCGACGGGGAGGGCGGGCGGCUAGGGCUCCACCAGGCCCGGCCGGGCGGGGGAAGGGGGACUGGAGGCGGCGGGGCGCGCUUCCGGGGACUGCGCGGGCGGGGCCGCCGCCUCGGGCGCGGGGCCCCAGGUCAGGGGCCGGGGCGAGGGGCUGCCCAGCUGAGAGCAGCAGGUGGGGCGCGACCGCGGUCAGUCGACGGGCCGGAGGCCGGAAAAGUGCCGGCCGGUCAGCGGGCCAGCGGGGCCCGGAGCCGAGGCGGCUGGAGGGAAUGCUCCUGCUCACCUCAAGACGACGACUCCGAAUCCGGCCUCUUCGCGCUGAGGACGCCUGUCCGCGAGUCCGCGAGCUCCGAGACAAGGGCGAGCAGCUCCGUGGGAGACGGCGGGCUAAGGAGAGAACCGACGGAGGACCGCGGGCGGCGGGCGGGGAGCGCGAGCGAACGAGGGCGGGCGGUGGCGGGAGGGCGGGGAGCGACGUGCGCGCCCCCGAGCGCCCUGCGGGCUCGAGCUGGCGCCAGUCGCGGCCCCGCGCACGCGCGCACACUCCCUGUUCAGCCACGAUUGCUCAAGAGUGCAUCCACGCCCUAAAAGCCAGACGCUUAACCAAUCACGGCAGUCGCGUGGAGCAUCACGGGAACUCCGGGGCUAUAAAAGACCGAGUUGCUAUUUUAUACUCACCGAAUCACUCAUCCUCUAAGCCUAACCCCGGAAGACCAUACGCUUGCGCAGUGGAGACUACAGUGACAGUACACCCGGUGGGGCGCUGGCCAGUCAUGGCGGAGCCUUGGGCUGGGCAGUUUCUGCAAGCUUUGCCCGCCACGGUGCUCGGAGCGCUGGGCACCCUGGGCAGCGAGUUUCUGCGGGAGUGGGAGACACAAGAUAUGCGAGUGACUCUCUUCAAGCUUCUCCUGCUUUGGUUGGUGUUAAGUCUCCUGGGCAUCCAGCUGGCGUGGGGGUUCUACGGGAACACAGUGACCGGGUUGUAUCACCGUCCAGAUUCCCACCCUCAGCCUCCUGCAGCUCUGGGUGUGUUCCUGCCUCCAGGUCUGGGUGGCCAGAAUGGAUCCACACCUGAUGGCUCCACACAUUUCCCUUCAUGGGAAAUGGCAGCAAAUGAAGCUCUCAAAACUCACAGAGAAUAAAGGAAGGCAGCAGGAGAAGGGUCUCCAGAGAUAUCGCUGGGUCUGCUGGCUCCUGUGCUGUACCUUGCUGCUAUCCAGACCCCUUAGGCAACUGCAGAGGGCUUGGGGUUGGGGGACUGGAGUACCAUGAUGCUCCCAGGGUGAGCCUCCACUGCCCUCAGCCUUGCCUCCAACAGCGUCAGGUACUGGGCAGGUGAAGUUUGUCUCCAACAAACGGAAAGCCUUCUUGUCAAGGUCAUAGCUGAGAAACAUUUUGGUUGAGGAGGUCAGUAGUCCCUUUUCUCACCUUGGCUUUUUCCUGACUUACUCAUCCCCUUGGGGAUGUGAUCUUAAGAGUAGUUUGUCUUUGUAAGAGAAAUCUUGAGGUUAGCCAGUUCUGAGAUUUAGAAGGAAAGUCCAUUCUCCCAUGGGCCCUGAUUUCCUUGACCUCGCUUUGUAGGCAGAAAGCCAGCUAAUCCUGGCCUGGAUGAGGGCACCAAACCUGUCCCUCCCUGGCCCAUCUAGAAUUGUCCAGGUCUGAGGCAGGCGAGGAAGUUAUCACUUCCCAACGGACUUAUUUCUGUUCUUUUUGAGGACAAGUUGAGUCCCUGAGACAUCUCACUAAGAGCCCCUGGCAUUGGCUAGCUUCUCCACUGUUUCAGUACCCACAGGCUUCUUUGGUCUGUACUCGCCCCCGCCUAGGGAGGUACUAAGCAGUUAGUGCAGUGACUUCAUUGUGCCCUGCUGCCUUAUUACUUCCCAUCUUGAGAAGGGCCUCGCCCUGAGAGUCCACCAGCAUCAUUUUAGCCCCUAGGACUAUCAGUAAGAGUGAGCUGCAAGCCAGAUAGUUGUGGACCCUCCCCCAAGGGGGUGGGUGGCCAAUGUCCCCAUGAAAACACCACAUCCUGAGAGCACUAUGGUUCCUAAGAGCAUUGUGGUCUUGGAUCUGCCUCCUCUAAUGGUUGUACUCCUGUCUCUGCUGGGCUACUAGCUACCUCAGGUGUCCACUGUCUUUGUUAGAUGUCACAUAGCCACCUGGCAGCCAUUGCCUACAGGGACUUUGUAGCAGGUGUACUGUGGGUGAAACUAUGGAGCUCCUCGUGCACAUGUACCUACUCCAGAGAUGUCAUCUGUGUGGCAGAAAGAUGUUCUUCACAGCCUCAUGCCCACCCACUGACAUCACUACAAGAGUCAAGGUCUCACAUUCCACCCCAGGAGCAACUGAAGAUGUGACUUAUUAAACACAGAAGUGCA
Messenger RNA from Rattus norvegicus (Norway rat), 2535 nucleotides. Lineage: Eukaryota; Metazoa; Chordata; Mammalia; Rodentia; Muridae. The record is from RefSeq and is a predicted model, not a curated record.